This is a messenger RNA of Ictalurus furcatus (blue catfish), 3554 nucleotides long. It is a transcript of the gene skor1b, whose product is annotated as SKI family transcriptional corepressor 1b. Gene Ontology annotation, biological process: negative regulation of BMP signaling pathway; negative regulation of transcription by RNA polymerase II. Gene Ontology annotation, molecular function: DNA-binding transcription factor activity, RNA polymerase II-specific; RNA polymerase II cis-regulatory region sequence-specific DNA binding; SMAD binding. The transcript is spliced from 8 exons. The record is from RefSeq and is a predicted model, not a curated record. Bases 806 to 3049 code for a protein of 747 amino acids. Lineage: Eukaryota; Metazoa; Chordata; Actinopteri; Siluriformes; Ictaluridae. Gene Ontology annotation, cellular component: transcription regulator complex; nucleus.
UAUGUCUGUUGACUGCAAUCGAUUACCUGUUGAUCAACCCUUUUUAGGCACAAAUGCGUUUCUCAUUUAACAGUAAACAGGGUUUCUAAAAGCAUCGUAAAGGUAGAGAGAGAGAGAGAGAGAGAGAGAGCGCGAGCGUGCGUGCUCGGUGUGAUGCUCGCUCCACCAUAUGAAGAUGACUUGCGGUGCUUUUGGAAAUCUCAGUCCAUAUUAUUAGGAUGGGUCUCGGCUAAACUCUCCUAGUUUAUCCAAUCAAAUAAGUGAACAAGGUAACAUGCAGGCUUCUGUCAAAUAGCCCACCGCUCACACAUCCACGCGCGCACAAACACACGCGCGUCCCCUUACGCGUGAUAGACUAAAAGAUCACGUGGUGAACCUUAAAAACGUCUCGGGCCUCUAUGACAGCAGCGUCCGUCGUUUCCAUUGGUCCCGGAGGCGGACACUUAAUGUAAAUACGCCGGCGCUAAGUGGGAGUGCCUCGCCAUUAGUUUAGCUGUCAGUUGAUCUCCGGCGCGCGCGAUCUACACUACUUUAUGUGAUAAAGGCGCGCGCCGGCACGCGGACACUGUGCGCGGACUGCAGCAUGCAGAGCCACGCGCUCUAAACCCGCACAGAGCGACUCCACACAGCCGAUCACAUGCAGCCGGAUUCCCAGACUCUAACCAAAACAAGAAGGAAACCACCGAAGAGAGUGACAAAAAAAUUGUAAAUAAAUAAAUAAACACAUUUCUUAGAGGAGGUUGCUGGCGAGAUCUCGACAUACAAGACUCAGAGCUUCUUUUCUCUUCAAAUAAGAUUUCCAGGAAUGGAAUCUAUAUCGAGCCAGCUAUCAGCCGGAAGAGAUUCCACUUGUUCACCAAACUCGAAGCAGGAGUUGCAGUCCUACACCGGCCCCACACUCAAACCCAACCAAGUCAGCGAGACCUCUCUGUACGGAAUACCCAUCGUCUCCUUGGUCAUAGAUGGCCAAGAACGACUGUGUCUGGCCCAGAUUUCCAACACCCUCUUGAAGAACUAUAGCUAUAACGAAAUCCACAACCGGCGCGUGGCUUUGGGCAUCACCUGUGUGCAGUGCACCCCAGUUCAGCUGGAGAUCCUGAGGCGCGCAGGCGCUAUGCCCAUCUCCUCACGGCGCUGCGGAAUGAUCACCAAGCGUGAAGCAGAGCGCCUCUGCAAAUCAUUCCUCGGCGAACACAACCCGCCCAAACUGCCCGAAAAUUUCGCUUUUGACGUGUCACACGAGUGCGCGUGGGGCUGCCGUGGCAGCUUUAUACCGGCCCGGUAUAACAGCUCGAGAGCGAAAUGCAUAAAGUGCUCGUUCUGUAACAUGUAUUUUUCACCAAACAAAUUCAUAUUUCAUUCUCAUCGCACGCCCGAGUCCAAAUACACGCAACCCGACGCGGCAAACUUCAACUCGUGGAGACGGCACCUAAAGCUGACGGACAAAAACUCUUCGGAAGACGUGAUCCACGCUUGGGAGGACGUGAAGGCCAUGUUUAACGGAGGCAGCCGGAAGAGGACACUGCCUGGACAUGGGUCUGAGAGUUCAUCCCCACUGAAAUCACAAGGCCCCGUGAGUCGAGCCCAGGGUAGUUCAUCUGAGGUGCCCCAUAAAACCCUUCGCUGUGAAGACGACAGAGCCACUAUGCCCAUACCGAGUGGCAUCCGCAGUUACCCUGUGAUCCCGGUACCUAGCAAGAGUUUUGGGAUGCUGCAGAAGAUUCCGCCACCCCUCUUCCCCCAUCCAUACGGCUUCCAGGCAUUUGGACUGUGUCAAAAGAAAGACGACGGCGUGGUAGGGGAUCAGAACAAAACUAACUUGCCUGGUGUAUUCUGGCCAGGCGCGAAGGACAGCGCUUACCCUUCGUUUCCCAUGUUUUGGCCAACGGCAAGUGGCCUGCCCAUGGCUCCUUACCACCACGCGCCACCGAAACCGCCACCCGAGGUCCUUUGCGCACGGCAGCACGAGUUCGAUGCGUCGGAGCCGAUUGAGAGGAGCGCCAGCACGCCCAAAGACAACCUGAUGGAGAACGAGCGUUGCUCCAGCACGCAGUCCAGCCGCAACGACGAGGACAAAUCCGGUGAUGAGACCAGACCCACGGAAAGCAUGCCAAGAAAACCGAGCUAUGUAUCGGCCUUCAGGCCUGUCGUUAAAGACACAGAGAGUAUAGCAAAGCUGUACGGCAACAGAGGCCCGUAUUCGGGAACCAGGCCCGGUUACCUUUCACCUGACUUCCUGAGCGAAAGUUCGAGUUACCGGUCGGGCUCUCCGGACGUGGACGACAGCGCGGAGGACCCGGAUGUGGACGUGGAGUCACACAAAGUACAGGAAGAUGAAGAAUGCCUUCAACUUUCAGUGGACGACCACCACAGCCCACCAGCUCUGUCUUCUCACGUGCAAGGCGAUGGAGGGAAAGGUCAAGGAGAGGAAAACAGCCGCACGGUCGCAAUGAGUGAUCCACACACUACACACUCAAGUGAGACAGAGAAGCAGAACAAACCGCUGCUGGAGAGCAACAAACCCACAACGCGCUAUGAAGUGUAUACACAUGAAAGGAUGGCGCCCCUGUAUCAGAUGAGUGCGCCAUGUUUCGGCUCGACAGCCACUUAUCAGCGCGAGUCCAGCGUUAAAGAUGCGCACGAGGAGGAGCCGUCAUCCACAGUAGAGGAAAUAACGGCACCGAAAUCAGUGCACGAGCACAGCAGCGCUCCUGAAGGAGGCCCGAGGGAACCCGGAGAUAUGCGCAGUGAAACAGGCAGAGUGUCACUGAUUGAAAAAAACAUCGAAACCAUGGCGAAAGAAGAGCUACAAAAACAGCUAGUGGAACAAGUGGAGCUGAGAAAGAAGCUGGAAAGGGAAUUCCAAAGUCUGAAAGACAACUUUCAAGACCAAAUGAAAAGGGAGCUGUCGUACCGAGAAGAGAUGGUCCAGCAACUGCAGAUUGUUCGAGAAGCUCACGACGCACUCCAUCAUUUCUCGUGUAAGAUGCUGACCCCACGUCAUUGCUCUGGGACCUGUACAUUCAAGCCUCCUCUACUACCACCGUGAUGCCUUCAGCUUGUCCUUCACAAAUAAGACUGCCUGAGACAGAGACAUUGAUAUACCAAUAAAAACAACAUUCACAACCAACAGAAUUCCUCAGUUAUUGGCCUGCGAUGAGCAAAUGUGUAUGGUAGUAUCCUAGUUCUCAAACUGUAAUUAUUACUAAAUAAAAAAAGGCUUAUUGUAUGGACUGUAUCAUUUAUAUAAAAUCUAGCUCAAUAAGAAACUCUGACACGUUUCACUGAAAACAAUAUCAUCUGUUAAGAAAAAAAUUGUAAUAGGUGGCUUUGUGCAAUGCAUAUAUUAUGUAAUAUAUUUUAUUUAUUGUGAUACUCUUUCUGUUGGUGAAAUGUUAGGGCACUUUCUUACGUUAGAUCCUACACUAAUUUAUUAAUGUAUUUUUAACAGUUUUAUUUAAUCCAUGUUGUUCAUCAAUGUUGUUUGUUCUCAUGUGUAAACAAUGUAAAAUUGAUGUAAAGCACUUUAAAUAGACAGCACUGACGGCAAAACU